GUACAAAAUAGUUGUUGCUUCCAUCAUCGGUUUUCUUUCUAACAGCUCAACCAGACUAACAUUCAGGGUCUGAGGAUGACUUUAAUCUGGACAAUUGUUUUAUUUCUCAACACAAUAUAUCAUUUUCUAGAUUCAGCCAAAACUGUGGAAAUUUCCAGAACAUCGGUUCUUUCUGUGAAGUCUGGAGAACGUGUUACCCUUAACUGCCCGUUUGGAGACAAUCGUAAGGCUGAAAGUGUCGUCUGGUACAAACUCAUACUUGGAGAAAUGCCUCAAAAAAUUGGAGAAAGAUUAGCGUAUAAGGAUAUAAACAUUUCUCGUGAGUUCAUGACAUCGGGCUUUAAAAUAGAGGAGAACGAUAACCGCAUUUCUUUGACAAUUCAACAAAUAAAAAAAGAAGACGGAGGACUUUACUACUGCGGAAAGUGUAACAUGAAUGAAGUUGCCUUGUCCAAUGGAACUUUCUUGGCUGUAACAGGUACUGAAGAUGCGAGUGUCUCUGUGUGGCAGCGCGGCGUGUCGGACUCAGUUCCUGCAGGAGCCUCAGUGACUCUGCAGUGCUCGGUUCUCUCUGAGAGCAGAGCAGCAGAACUCCAAGUGCUCUGGUUCAGAGCUGCUCCACCACAAUCCCAUCCUCAAAUCAUUUACACUCAUCACAACAGCAGCCGUCAGUGUGAGAUCGACUCUUCUACACACACCUGUGUGUACAACUUCUCCAAGAACAUCCUCAGCCUCAAUGAUACUGGAACUUACUACUGCGCUGUGCUCCUGUGUGGGAAGAUCAUCUUCGGGAACGGGACAUCAGUACAGAUGGAGAACUUUCCGGAAAAUGGUUUGGCUUUAGGACCUGAAGUGUUCUACCUCACUGUAGUGGUGGUCGUGUGUGUGGUUGUGAUCUUCACUCAAACUUUUAUCAUCUGUAAAAUGAGAAACCGUGUCAGAACCAGAGCUUCGAGACCGCAACAAGGUUCUAGGGCAGAAAAAACACCCAAUAAAGAUGCCGAUGCAGAGGAGCUGAAUUACACUUCUUUACAUUUCAGUAAGAAGAACACUAAAAGAGUGAGCAGAAACCGAGACAAACCUGAAGACUGCGUUUAUUCUGAAGUGUUGUAUGGCACCUAGAUUAUAUUUCUAAUUUAAUUAGUUUAUUUUAUUCAUUAGUUUUAUUUUUCCUAAUUAAAGGUUAUUACAUAUCUGUGGUCAGUGUUCUCAUGUCCUGUGAUGGACAAACAAAUAUCCAUCAAAUCAUAUUCAAACUCUGUGAUUAUUUAUUUCUGUGUAAUUCUGUGUGGAAAAUUCAUCACAGCCAACAAACAUUGUCUUCAUGUGGUGUCUGUGUGUCAAAACACCUACACACUUGUACUCGCAGCACACUUUUUAUGCUCAUUGAACAUUUUCAAGGCCAUGUAGUGAGGCAUUAUGAUUAAAAUUGUCCCCAUGGUUAUAAAGAUUCAUUUCAGAACAAAUUUCAGUUGAUCUGAUUACAGACGGUUGUGUUAAACAGUCAGUUAUUGUACACUUACAAAGGGAAAAGUGUGUAAAAAUAAUAAAAAUGAAAGUGAACAUGUGGUGUAGGGACAAACGUUUCAUUUCCUGCUCUUGAGGUUAACUGAUCUAAAUACUGUUUA
Messenger RNA from Tachysurus fulvidraco (yellow catfish), 1628 nucleotides. RefSeq lists its product as uncharacterized. The transcript has 6 exons. NCBI's taxonomy places the organism in Eukaryota, Metazoa, Chordata, Actinopteri, Siluriformes, Bagridae. The record is from RefSeq and is a predicted model, not a curated record. Gene Ontology annotation, biological process: response to bacterium. The coding region runs from base 76 to 1122 and encodes 348 amino acids.